UGUGCGGGGCGCUUUCCGCCCUCCGCUCCCGCGACCUCUUUUUUUCCCCCCCCUGAAGAAGCCGGCGGCCCGAUGGAACCUGGGGCCGGCUGGGGGCGCGCAGGCGCAGUGAGCGGGCGGCGACUGCCCGCCGGGCUGCACCAUGGGGCCGCUGGUGGCGUGGGCGCUGCGGGCGGCUGCCGUGUCCCAGUUCGUCCUCAGCCCGGGCAGCGGCGCCGCAGGUGCAAAAUGGAAACAUUUCAUCGACCAGACUGACAGAGCAGUGGAGGGCUACAGACCAUGUAUAAGGGAGAAUUGCAGCUGCUACCAAAGUAUUAGGGAGCAGGACUUGGCUCCCUUUCAGGGAGGCAUCUCCAAGGAACUACUGUCCGAUGUGGUUAGCCGGAAGCUUGGGACACACUACCAGAUCAUCAAGAACAAGUUAUAUCGUGAGCAUGACUGCAUGUUCCCUGCUAGAUGUAAUGGGGUCGAACAUUUCAUUCUGGAGAUCAUUGGCCGCCUCCCAGACAUGGAGAUGGUGAUCAAUGUGCGAGAUUACCCCCAGGUCCCCAAGUGGAUGAAGCCAGUCAUUCCAGUAUUCUCUUUCAGCAAGACUUCUGAGUACCAUGAUAUCAUGUAUCCUGCCUGGACGUUUUGGGAAGGGGGGCCAGCUGUUUGGCCAAUUUACCCGACAGGUCUUGGGCGCUGGGACUUAAUGAGAGAGGACCUCCGAAGAUCUGCAGAAAAAUGGCCAUGGAAGAAAAAAAUCUCCAAAGGAUAUUUUCGAGGAUCCAGAACAAGUCCUGAGAGGGAUCCCCUCAUUGUUCUGUCUCGAGAGAACCCAGAACUCUUCGAUGCUGAGUACACUAAAAACCAGGCCUGGAAAUCUGAAAAAGACACUCUUGGGAAACCACCUGCGAAGGAAAUUCCUCUGGUCGAUCACUGCAAAUACAAAUACCUGUUUAAUUUCCGGGGGGUAGCAGCCAGUUUCCGUUUCAAACACCUCUUCUUGUGUGGCUCAUUAGUCUUUCACGUAGGGGAAGAGUGGCUGGAGUUCUUCUACCCACAGCUGAAGCCUUGGGUACAUUACAUCCCAGUCAAACCAGACCUCUCUGAUGUCAGGGAGCUGUUGCAGUUUGUGAAGGAAAAUGAUGAUGUAGCACAAGAAAUUUCAGAGAGGGGGCACCAGUUCAUCAUGGACCACUUGCAGAUGAAGGAUGUCUCUUGUUACUGGGAGACUUUGCUGACUGAAUACUCUAAAGCCCUGACUUACAAAGUUAAGAGGAGGAAAAACUAUGAUGAGAUUGUCUCCAAACACUUGAAAACAGAACUUUAAAACCAAUGUGGUUCUCUUUCCAAUUCAAGGCUUGGGACUGGUGGUCACACCAGUCUUUGGAUUUUCAGUAUCUUCUGUUACUCUUUGUCCCUUAGAUUUAUUAUCUCACACUCUAAAGCAGUGGUUCUCAACCAGGGUCCGUGGACUAUGUCUAAAGGGUUCGUGAAAGACUUAGACUGAAAACUGACAGAACAGAAUUCAACUAUAUAUACAGACAAUAUAUUUCCAAAGGGGUCCACACCUCCAUUCGAAAUUUCCAAAAAAGGUUGAAAACAGCAAGCAGCAUUAUUGUUACUUUAAAACAGUUCCUGUGCAAUGAGACUGAAUCACAUUAGCUAGACCCAAAACUUUUGGAGAACGUAUAUAAUCAAUGAGGCAGUUGAGUCUAGUGCUUAGAGCAGGGAACUGCCAAUCAAGACUCCUGGGUUCUGUUACCACCCCAAUCUCUAACUCACUAUGAGCCUGAUCCAAAGUCCAUUGCGGUAAUUGGGAGUUGUCAGUGGCCUUUGGAUCAUGCCCCUGGCCCUAUGUGACCUCAGACAAGUCAUUUAAACCCUCUGUGCCUCCCUCCAUGUAGGUAUACUCCUAUUUGGGGCAAAUUGGCAAUGUUAUUGUGAUUGUGUGAUGGCUGUUUAGGUACAGGUGUUUCCUGUCAGCAGCCGUGGUUGGGGUUUUAGGUUACCUUUAUGGGUAGCUUAGGGUUGUUGUUUUUUUAAGUCUGUAAAGCACCCAGAUGUUAACACCAUGUUGGACACUAAAAAAUAUCUUUGAACAGCGAAACUACCUACCUCACAGAGGGGUUUUGAUGAUGAAUGAAUGUUUUUAAAGUGCUCUGUGAUCCUGAGAUGAGAGGUGUAAUCAUAAUGCACAGUGUUCUCUGCCUGUGCCACCCGAAGGGGUACGCUUCCCAUCCCUUGCAUUUGCCCUAAAUAAUCUCAAGGCCUUGCAUAACCACCUGUCUUUUGACCAAGGAUAGCUGGAUGGAGGUUUUAGUCUGUGCAUUCCUUUGGCACUUUUACCUUAUGUUUUAAAAAUUGGAUGUCUUCUCCAUGUAAGCUGUGAACUGUCCGUCUCUGUGAGUUGAGACUCUGUCUUCUAGACCAUGUGGCUGUGUUAACAGUACCAGCUUGCCUGAUUCUCAGCACGUUGGCUUUGAAUAUGAAAGGUUGGAUGUCACUGGAGCACUUCUUUUUGCAGCCUUUCAACAUGGCUCCUUAGUUGUGUGGUGGGCUCACUGCAGAAUGAAGUAAAGUGCUAAGACUGUCUGAAAGCACAACAGCGUAAGCAUCUGCUUGGAGUCUCACUCUUUUUUGAGGUUCUUGCAUCUUAUGUAAGUACUGCAACUCAGCUGGCCAUGUGCUACUUAGAUAACUGGUGGGGUGGGGAGAGGGAACAGAGGGGAGAUGGAGGCAACUACUUACCCCCAUUCCUCCUUUGUCAACUGAAUCAGAGGAGUAGAAAAAGCCAUGACCUGAUUUUUCUGACUUCUGGCAGAUUAGGGUGCUGCAGAGUUCUCACACACAAACACACCCCAACAUCAGGCCCCAAUACAGAGCAAGAAGGACUAGACAUGACAGGCAAACAUCAAUUUCUAGUGCAGAGCACCAAUUACAGGACCACUGGCUGGGCGACCCAGUAUGUAAAAGAGUUAAAUUAGGAAAUGAAUAACUUAGAGUCAGAACUGUGUAAUAUUGGAAGACUUUUUAAUAAAAGCUCGAGUGACAGGUUUUAAUGAGGAGAUGGAAUUAUCUGAAAUGAUAAAACAGAUUUACCUACUGUAUCUUUAAACCCUUUUUGUUUUUAAUGAAGUGCUUUUGGAUUAAAAACAAAGUCAACAA
Dermochelys coriacea (leatherback sea turtle) is the source of this 3153-nucleotide messenger RNA. RefSeq names its product protein O-glucosyltransferase 1 (gene POGLUT1). The record is from RefSeq and is a predicted model, not a curated record. Gene Ontology annotation, molecular function: UDP-glucosyltransferase activity; UDP-xylosyltransferase activity. Gene Ontology annotation, biological process: positive regulation of Notch signaling pathway; protein O-linked glycosylation. Bases 143 to 1315 code for a protein of 390 amino acids. The transcript is spliced from 11 exons. NCBI's taxonomy places the organism in Eukaryota, Metazoa, Chordata, Testudines, Dermochelyidae. Gene Ontology annotation, cellular component: endomembrane system.